AUGACCUGCCAGCACACUGACAGUGCUGCUCAUACAUUCCUCAUUACUUUAAGCAGAACGGGAGACUUCCAAAACUUUGAACAAGACUUCUGUCAGUCUGGAUAUUAUAUGGAUGGUCAGCAGGAGGAUGUAUAUGGCUAUGAUCCAGUCUACGUCAAUCCAGAAUACCAUGAAGUUGAUAAUUCCGCACAUUUAGCAGAUGAAUAUACCACUACAGCAUCUUAUAGUGGACAAGUGUAUCAGCCUGUAGCGCCACCCGAGCAAACAGAAUAUAUAGACUCAUAUGAGGAAGAGCCGCCACUCUUAGAAGUUGAGGGCAUCAACUUUGACCAUAUUUGGCAGAAGACUCUGACUGUGUUAAAUCCACUGAAGCCUGCUGAUGGCAGUAUUAUGAAUGAGACAGACCUCACUGGGCCUGUUCUCUUCUGCAUUGCUCUGGGAGCCACACUAUUGAUGGCAGGGCAAGCACACUUUGGGUAUGUGUAUGGCAUCAGUGCUCUGGGAUGUGUGGGGAUGUACAUGCUGUUGAACCUGAAGAGCAGUUACAGCAUAUCCUGUGGCUGUGUGGUGAGUGUGCUGGGAUACUGCCUCCUUCCAAUGGUGGGACUCUCUGCCUUUGCUGUUCUUUAUUCCCUUCAAGGGCUCUUGGGAACGCUGUUGGCCUUGUUUGUGAUUAGCUGGUGCAGUCUAUCAGCUUCUAAGAUCUUCAGUUCCACUCUUGACAUGAGUGGGCAGCAGCUGCUGGUGGCCUAUCCCUGCGCUCUUCUGUACGGGGUCUUCGCUCUCCUAACUGUCUUCUGAAAUCUCAACUAUUAUAAGAGAUUAUCACUCUAAGAUCAGAUGAAAAUCCAGUUUGCACAUAAUUCACAUUGCUUGUCAAAGUGGAGGCAAAUCAAAGUUACUGUACAUUUUUAUCAGAUGAAUAAAAAACAAAAAGCUA
This is a messenger RNA of Sinocyclocheilus anshuiensis, 940 nucleotides long. Its product is annotated as protein YIPF7-like. Lineage: Eukaryota; Metazoa; Chordata; Actinopteri; Cypriniformes; Cyprinidae. Gene Ontology annotation, cellular component: trans-Golgi network. The record is from RefSeq and is a predicted model, not a curated record. The transcript is spliced from 6 exons. Gene Ontology annotation, biological process: vesicle fusion with Golgi apparatus; endoplasmic reticulum to Golgi vesicle-mediated transport. The coding region runs from base 1 to 801 and encodes 266 amino acids.